UGACGAUAGUGUUAUUCGUGGCCGCCGCCCGAUAGUUCCCAAUUCGGCCAUCAUACAACACUUACCUUACUCAAUCAAUCCGAAGGCCCUUAACAAGCAGGCUGAAGAUGGUGGUAAUCCUCCUCAUUUUAACAAGUUUCCUUUCGAUGAGCUGUUGGAAUGAGAUAUCUGGCUUACAAAUGAUCACUCAGCCGAAUAAAACAAUCGUUUCCUUCAUUGGAUCUAAUCAAACAUUUGUCUGGAAUUUCGUUCUCACUGAGGAAGAGAAAGCAAAGGAAUUGAAAGUUACCUUUGGUCACUGGAGCAAAGAAUACAGCAUGGUUUUGGGCGACCACUUGGUAACAUUUGUUCAAAAUUCGACAGCGAACGAAAGAGUGUAUAAAGGAAAUGCCUCAAUUGCAAGGCGUUUAAAUUGGGUGGGAGACAUGGAACGUGGCUUUGUGGCUUUCCAACUGAAUAAUGUUCAAGCACACGAUUCUUCAGAUUAUGGGAUCAGGUUCCGCGUUGAUGGUUUUCCUCCAGAGACGGAAGAAAGUGGAUUUACACUCUCUACGCAGGAUCCAACUCCAUCACCAACCACGCCACCAGAACCUGAAAAUAUAACCGUCAAGAUUGAGGAGGGUAAAACACUCAACAUCACCUGCCGUUUCAUAAUGGAGCCGGAAAGUUCAUCUGUCAUAUGGCUGAAAGAUAAUCGGCCCAUCAAGAAAGCCUCACGGAGCAGAUUCCUCUUCAUUCAAAGUAUAAAAAGAUCGCAAGCAGGAGACUAUAAGUGCGUCUCACUGUCCCCUCACAGAAAUUACAGCUCACCUUUCACCGCUGUCGAUGUUUUAUAUGCACCGAAAAUACUCAAAACUAAUAAACAAGUGUCCGUAAAGUUAACGAGGGGAGACUCAAUCACGCUCAAGUGUGCUGCUGAUGCAAAUCCUCAGCCAGCGUUUACUUGGCUCACGCAGGGUGCAGAGAUCAAACAAGGCUCAUACACCUCCAACUCAAGUUCCUUAGUAGUCACUCCCAUAAAUGACGGGGACUUUACAAGUUACGUCUGUAUAGCAAACAACGAGAUAGGAAUUGACUCGGUGACGUUUAUGGUGAACGAAAAGGAACAACACGAAAAUCCCGAAACAGGUGCCUCGGAAAAUAUUAACACAGGGGACAAAGAGACACUUACCAAAUACCUGUCUAUAACAGCGGCCUUAGCCGUGAUUACCAUUUUCGCGUUUCUCAUCCAACGACAUGUGGCUAAAAGAACCAGAGGAAACAACAAUCAACGAGGAUGUGAAGAAGCCGAUGAGAACCACAUAGAGUCCUCGCAAGCUAAUGAACUUGUUCGACAUGGAGCUUACAACUUAUCGUUCCCCGGUGAUCCUGAAUGGGAAAUACCGCGAGCAAGGUUGAAUGUAGAGAAAAUUAUUGGGCGUGGUGCAUUUGGCGUGGUGUCAAGAGGCUUGGCGCUGGAUUUGCCAGGAAAACCAGGAUGGACUGUUGUAGCGGUGAAGAGCGUUCAAGAUGAUGCUUCAGAAAAAGAGAAGUUAGACCUGUUGUCAGAGAUGUCAGUCCUUAAGCACCUUGAUCCUCAUCCUCACGUCAUUCGCCUGUACGGCUGUGUUACUACUGAAGCACGGCCGCUCGUAGUGGUCGAGUAUGCGCAGUAUGGUGACUUGCUUGGGUACCUGAGGAAGAGCAGAGGAGUCCGAGAUAACUACUACAGUGAUCCUUCGGUAGAGCCCCGCACCAGCCUCACUUCCAAGCAGCUACUUAGGUUCGCAUGGCAGAUCAGUGAUGGAAUGGACUACUUGUCCAAGAGAAAGAUCAUUCAUCGCGACUUGGCGGCGAGAAAUGUUUUGGUUGGUGACGAAGACGUUUGCAAAAUCACGGAUUUUGGAAUGGCCAGAGAUGUCUGGGAAGAAGACAUAUAUGUGCGAACCCACGAGGGCCGUCUUCCGAUUAAGUGGACGGCAGCUGAGGCUCUGUUUGGAGAUGGUGCAUAUACUACUCAGAGUGAUGUGUGGAGCUUUGGUGUGGUGAUGUACGAGAUCUUCACCGUAGGUGGGGACCCGUUCCCUGGGGUGUAUAUGAGAGAUAUCCCCGCGCUGUUGAGGAAUGGGUUCAGGAUGUCACGCCCAAAAUUUGUCAGUGCAACGCUGUGAGUAGCUGUCAUUGUAAAACA
Molecule: messenger RNA, 2170 nt
Organism: Pocillopora damicornis (cauliflower coral)
Lineage: Eukaryota; Metazoa; Cnidaria; Anthozoa; Scleractinia; Pocilloporidae
Product: fibroblast growth factor receptor 1
Biological process (GO): cell surface receptor protein tyrosine kinase signaling pathway; multicellular organism development; protein phosphorylation
Cellular component (GO): plasma membrane; signaling receptor complex
Molecular function (GO): ATP binding; transmembrane receptor protein tyrosine kinase activity
Source: RefSeq, a predicted model, not a curated record